Messenger RNA from Lasiosphaeria miniovina, 1641 nucleotides. RefSeq lists its product as uncharacterized. Bases 1 to 1641 code for a protein of 546 amino acids. The transcript has 5 exons. The record is from RefSeq and is a predicted model, not a curated record. NCBI's taxonomy places the organism in Eukaryota, Fungi, Ascomycota, Sordariomycetes, Sordariales, Lasiosphaeriaceae.
AUGGCUACGGUGGAUCUUAUCGAGAAACUUCGCCUUCCCCACUCUUCGGGGCGAUUUCUCUCAGCAUUUGUUGAGAACGCUCUCUCCCCCGUCUCAGCUGCCCGUUAUGUCAAAGGCAGGCUGGCUUUAGGCGACGCCCGAUCGCUCGUGUCGGAUUGGUCCUACAUUGUUGAAUGUAUAACCCACAAUGGUUGCGCCCCGCCGUCACCCGACUCCGAGGCACAACGCCUCAUCACCAUGCGAGACGGAGGUAAAUGCUGUGUGACCGGAAAGGCUGGCACUUACUGGGAUCCUCUCGUCGUUGCGCCCAUCCUUCCAAUCCCGUCGGCUUGGGUUACGGACAAGCCCCAAAAUCGCGAUAUGCUCGGCGCUUUCUUCGGCCCCCGGUACCGGGACUGGUGGUUCUCUCACUGGCUGGUCCGUACAUCGACGGCAAGGGCUCUCUUGCAAGGGACAAUCAAAUUAGAAAGAUUACAACCGUCUAUGGUCGAGUACCAAGUAAAACACGUUCUCAUUGGACCUGAGAAGGAAUACGUUACUGUCAACGGUUCAUUCCCCUUGCUAGGCGACCAUUCCCGAUCAAAAAUAGACAUCGUGGACCCCCGUUUUGUCGGCUCUCAUGCCCGAUUCUGCCUAAGCAUGCGAUUCCACAACCUGGCCAAAGAAAUUGCCGCGUUAGACAAGUCACCUGCGCCACAGCGCUUACCGGCCCGGCCCCAAGCAUUCUUCUUCUCGCCCACGGCCCUUCUCGCUAUACCCAUACUUGCGGUCUGGCUCAUGUUUCCAAGUCAGGUCCGGAUUGCGGUCUACAAGAAGUUGCGUGUGCUCGGGGAGCGCCUCUAUGGGCCGCCCUACGGCGCGACCAACGUGCAGAAACUCCCGUUUGGGCUUUAUCUGAAGUACAUGGGAGAGUCGGACCGGUUCCGCAAUGAGUUCAACGCGCUUCAGGUGGUACGUCAACACACGUCGAUUCCCGUUCCCCAGCCACUUGACGUGGUGUGGGAAGAGACGGAAUCAGAUGGCGACGUUCCCGUUAGUUCCGAGUCCCGUGUUUAUCGCUACAGGCCAGACGAUCAAGCAUACCUCCUCAUCACCGAGGUGCCUGGUGUGCGCUUGCAGCAAUGCCUCCACAUCACGUCUGACCGGGACAAUGAGCACAUCGCGACACAGUUGAAGGAUUACAUGGCCCAGUUGCGCGCCAUCCCCAAGUCGGUCAACCCGGAAAUGGCCAUCUGCAACACUCUUGGAGAGCCAUGCCGUGACCCUCGGCUCCAGGGAGAGUUUCCCAUCGGCCCGUUCCCGGAUGAGGCGUCGUUCAGCCGGCUCAUGCGGUAUCCAGACGACCCCGCUCGCCACGGGCACAAGAUUGUGUUCACGCACGCAGAUCUCAACCCGAGGAACAUCCUCGUGGAACGCGUGGUGCGCCGGGACGGAACCAGGGGCGGGUGGGCGGUGAGAGGCAUUGUGGAUUGGGAGACUGCCGGGUACUAUCCCGAGUAUUGGGACGCGACCAAGGCGAGGUUUGAGGGGUGGCCACUCCGCCACACGGAGAUGAUGAAGGAGGUCUUCAACGAGUUUGGGGAUUAUUCGAAAGAGUACGAGGUGGAGAAACGUGCUUGGGAAUCAGGUGACGGCGUGUAA